AUGGCGACAUCCCAAUUUCAAACAAACUACACCCCAACAUUUACUCCAACCGAACUCCGCAAUGGCGUGGCGAGUGGAGAUGAUGGUGUUCACGAUAACCCCCUCGGCACGUCAUCACGGACCGCGAUGGUUGAUAUCAACGGAUUGUCAGAGAAGAUUGAGAAUGUCCGAUUUGAAUUAGAGGAGCACCCUGUUGAUGUGGUGCGACCCAUCAAGGUUGGUAUUAUCGGUGCGGGUCUUGCAGGGAUUACUGCGGGCGUGCUGCUCCCUGCGAAACUCCCAGGACUUGAUCUUCGAAUCUAUGAUAAGAAUGCCGAUGUGGGAGGCACAUGGUUCGAGAAUACAUAUCCCGGCGUUCGCUGCGAUAUCCCUGCACAUGUAUAUCAAUCCAGCAUCUCGCCAAAUACCCAAUGGACGGAAGAAUUCGCCCAGGGAGAGGAGAUCAAACAAUACUGGCAGGGUGUUGCACGGGAGCACAAUGUGUACCAGUACCUUCGCGCGGGACAACGAGUGCAGAAGGCGGAAUGGCAGCCCGAGAAAGGCAAAUGGAAUGUCACUGUUGAACAUGUGGAUGGCUCAAAGAUCUAUGAAGAAGAACUCGACGUGGUAAUCAAUGCCAUCGGUCAUUUCAAUGCCUGGAAGCUACCCGACUAUGAAGGAAUCAACGACUACAAGGGGAACCUAUUUCAUUCCUCUAACUGGGAUCCAAGCAUCGAUCUGAAAGGCAAACGAAUUGCUCUUAUCGGAAAUGGCGCUUCCGGCUUGCAGGUCCUACCAUCCAUUCAACCAUUCGCUAGCCAUGUUGAUCAUUACGCUCGGAAUCCAACAUGGAUUGCAGAUUCGUUCAGCAGCGGAAAUGUGGGAGUCCGUCGACUGGAGGCAAAUCUGUUCUCCGAGACACAACUAGAGACAUGGAAAGAUCCCAAGGCGUAUCUGGAAUACCGAAGGGAUGUCGAAAAGGGAUAUUUCCAGCGCUUUGGAGCAAUCUUCAAAGACACGCCAGAAAACAACGAACUGCGUGAGAAAUGGACCGCCCUGAUGCUACAGCGGAUUGCAGGCAAACCCGAAUUAGCAGAGAAGAUUAUCCCGGACUUCCCCCCAGCGUGUCGUCGCCCAACACCAGGACCCGGAUAUCUAGAGGCCCUAUCCAAAGAGAACGUCGAUUACAUCCAGACGCGCAUCAAGCGAUUUACUGAGAAAGGCAUUGUGACCGAAGACGGCGUGGAGCGAGAAGUGGACAUCACGAUCUGCGCAACAGGAGCCAACGUCGACCACGCACCGCCAUUCUCCAUCAUCGCCGACGGAGUCGACCUCAAGCAAGCCUGGAAACAAGACGGCAAAUUCGGAUUCCCGUACUCAUACCUUGGCUUCGCAACACCCGGAUUCCCGAACCUCCUCUGGCUCGGUGGACCAUACUCCUCGGGACACAGCGGGACAGUUCCCAACAACGUCGAGAACCAAGUGACAUACAUUGCCAAAGUGCUGCGCAAGAUCCGCACGCAGGGAAUCAAGUCCAUCGUCCCGUCUAAGCAAGCGGCUGAUGACUUCGUCGAGUACUGCGACCAGUUCUACCCGCGCACUGUGUGGUCGGCAAACUGUAGCUCGUGGUAUAACGGUGGCAAGCCCGGGUCUCGGAUUCAUGGUCUCUUCCCCGGUAGUGCGUCGCAUUCGAAUUAUAUUCGUCGAGACCCGCGUUGGGAGGAUUGGGAGUAUACCUAUGUUAAUCAAAGUGGGAAUCGGUUCGCUUACUUUGGUAAUGGAUGGACUUCGAAGGAGUUGACUCCCGAUGCGGAAUUGACGCCUCAUUUGAGAUUGCCGGAGGAGCUUAACUUGAAGACUCACAUGGAGGGAUGGUGGGAUGUUUGA
Penicillium expansum is the source of this 1866-nucleotide messenger RNA. RefSeq names its product flavin-containing monooxygenase. The record is from RefSeq and is a predicted model, not a curated record. Bases 1 to 1866 code for a protein of 621 amino acids. The transcript is spliced from 5 exons. Gene Ontology annotation, molecular function: N,N-dimethylaniline monooxygenase activity; flavin adenine dinucleotide binding; NADP binding. NCBI's taxonomy places the organism in Eukaryota, Fungi, Ascomycota, Eurotiomycetes, Eurotiales, Aspergillaceae.